AACAAUGGCAGCUCCUUCGACAUCAAUGGUGCUACGAAAGAGAACCCACGCUACGAAUCCCUUUUUACUGGGCUUAUUGCCCAGGAAGCGAUCCAGAUCAAAGGUAGAGGAAGAAGAAGAAGAGGGCGAGGAUUAUGGUGAUGUGUGCUGUGAGAAAUGCGGGUCUGGCAGCCGAGGAUCCGAGCUUUUGCUCUGCGAUAAAUGCGAUCGAGGUUUUCACCUGUUUUGCCUCCGCCCCAUUCUCGCCGCCGUGCCCAAAGGCUCCUGGUUCUGCCCUUCUUGCUCCAAACUUAAAAAUGUUACUGAGUUUCCUCUCAUCCAGACAAAGAUUGUUGACUUCUUUCGGAUUCAGAGAUCAUUGGAUGCAACGGACAACCUAAGUGAAGGCUGCCACAAGAAGCGAAGAAGAAUUAGUAGCCUGGCAGCCUCGAAAAAGAGGAGAAAGUUAUUGCCAUUCAAUCCUACCGAAGAUCCUACCAGGAGACUCGAGCAAAUGGCAUCGCUAGCAACAGCAUUAACAGCGUCGGGGGCAGAGUUCAGUAAUGAGCUUACUUAUAUGCCAGGCAUGGCACCGAGGAAGGCAAAUUGUGCUGCACUUGAGCGCGAAGGGAUGCAGGUAAUGUCAAAAGAAGAUGCCGAAACCUUAAAUUUGUGCAAGAAAAUGAUGGAAAGAGGUGAAUGGCCACCUCUUCUGGUGGUUUUUGAUCCCAAAGAAGGAUUUACUGUUGAAGCUGAUAGGUCCAUUCGAGACCUAACCAUAAUCACCGAGUAUGUUGGAGAUGUUGAUUUCUUGAAAAAUCGCGAGAACGAUGAUGGAGAUAGCAUGAUGACUCUAUUAUGCACUGCUGAGGCUUCAAAAUGCCUUGUUAUCUGCCCUGAUAAACGCAGUAACAUAGCUCGCUUCAUCAAUGGCAUUAACAACCAUACACCGGGAGGAAGGAAGAAACAGAAUGUGAAAUGUGUGAGAUUCAAUGUAAAUGGAGAAAGUCGAGUGUUACUGAUAGCAAGCAGAGACAUUAAAAAGGGUGAAAGGCUAUAUUAUGAUUACAAUGGAUAUGAGAAUGAAUAUCCAACUGAGCACUUUGUGUGACUGACCCCCUCAUAGGACAAAGAAGGCUGAUGAUUGAUCUAAACAGUUUAGUGGCUCACUCCUCACUUCAUUAUUCAAGUUAAAUUACCAUUGAAGAUUAUUUCUUCAUUUACAAAGAAUAGAAAAUGAUCAAUGUAAAUCCCAAUUUCCAAUUUUGUCUUGUAUCACUUACCCUCUGAUACUCCUGUAAUUUGCUGAAAACUGAAAAGGGGUUGUUGGGUUGUGUACUUUUUGUUAUCUUUUCAAAUUUGAAAAGAAUGUAAAACAGCAUCAUAUGCUUUGUAGGAAUGAAUGGUCACAACCCAACAAUUUUU
This is a messenger RNA of Ipomoea triloba (trilobed morning glory), 1404 nucleotides long. Its product is annotated as histone-lysine N-methyltransferase ATXR6-like. The coding region runs from base 5 to 1090 and encodes 361 amino acids. Gene Ontology annotation, molecular function: protein binding. The transcript is spliced from 6 exons. The record is from RefSeq and is a predicted model, not a curated record. Lineage: Eukaryota; Viridiplantae; Streptophyta; Magnoliopsida; Solanales; Convolvulaceae.